AGAAGGGUAUUUACAGAAAAAGGAUUCCACCGUAUAAAGUGGCGGACGGCGCAGUGUCUGUCCUUUCCCGAUAAGCUCGCUGAUUGCUCAAAUGGGAGCGCCCUAGGGCACAACCCUUCUCUCUCCCUCCCUCCCUCUCUUGAACCUUGAGCUCUCUCUCUCUUCUCUCUAUAUCUCUCUAAUCUCAUUUCCUAAUUCUAUGAUCCCUUCUCUUUUAUAUAUGUAUAUAUUUAUAUAUUACUAUUAAAUUAACCCUAAAUUAUCACAUCGAAUCCUUCCCUUCCGUUUCCUUUGUCCCCACGCUCACCAAAAACCCUACUUCUCUUCUUCUUCUUCUUCUUCUUCUUCUUCUUCUUCUUCAGUUCAUCCGGUAACUUGUUUAUUUUUGUUUCAACCUUAAAAACUCAAAAACCCUACUCUUCCCGAUCUCAUCUCGUGAGGAAUGUACCUUUUGAUUUUGACUUGAGGAAGCCAGAUCCUAGAUCCAGCUAGAUCUGUAGCAACCAGACUGAUCUCCGCAGCAGCACUGAAUCAUUAUUAAUGCAAAAGGACAGCUGCACCGCCGAGAAGUGCAGGAGUGGCAGCAACAGCGGCAGAAGCAGAAGCAGAAGUGCUUUUUGGUCUUUUUCUCAUUUGAGUUUGAUUACUUUAGUUUUAGUUUUAGUUUAGAGAGGGAGACAAGCUCCCUCCCUCCAUGAGAGCUUGUGGAUGGACAUGGAGGAAAUCAACUCUUGUAAGCGUUCAAGAACUGGAGCUCAAGCUUCUAAACUACAUCACAAAAAUCAACAACAACAACAACAACAACACCAGGAUGAUGAUGACGAUGAUGGAGAACACAAGAUUGAGAACAGCCGUGUUCGGACAUGGCAUCACACUGCUUCUUCCAGGAUUUUCAGAGUUUCCAGAGCUUCUGGUGGUAAAGAUCGCCAUAGCAAAGUGCUAACUGCCAAAGGGCUUCGAGAUCGGAGAGUUCGGCUUUCGGUCUCCACUGCUAUACAGUUUUAUGAUCUUCAAGAUCGUCUUGGUUAUGCUCAGCCUAGCCAAGCUGUAGAAUGGCUUAUUCAGGCUGCUUCUGCUGCCAUUUCUAAGCUUCCGGAGCUUGACUCUGCUUUUCCUGAGCCUUUGAGCCAGAAUAACAAUAGUAAGGAUGUGGAUGCACAAGAUGACACCACUGAGCAGCAACAACAGCAGCAACACCAGCAUCAUCAUCAACAACAACAACAACAUCUUUCAUUGUCAAAAUCGGGUGGCAGUAGCACUUCGGAGACGAGCAAAGGGUCUGUGCUGUCUUUGUCCCGAUCAGAGAGUCGAAUCAAAGCUAGAGAAAGAGCGAGAGAAAGAACUGCCAAAGAUAAGGAUAAAGAUAACAACCGCGGAGAAGAAUGCCAUGUGACUGCAGCUACAACACAUCACAACAACCAACACCAUCAGCACCAACACCACCACCACAGUUUGAAUUCUCAGAGCUCCUUCACUGAGCUCCUCACUGGAGGGAGCAGCAAUGGUGGCAACUGCAUUCAGAAACAACAACAACAACAACAACAACAAGUUCGGCAACUUCAGCCUGUUAUUACAACUGCUGAUUACUUCGGGCAAGCAGGACUUUUUGGGCAAUCACAGAAGAAUCAGUCACAGUCUCCGUCUAAUUUUUCCAGUCACAAUCAGUCUUCACACUUUGGUAACAGUUCUCCAAUGACAAUGGUGCCAUUCAAUAUUGGUGCUCCUUCGUCUGGGGACCAUCAGGAGAUGCAGCAGCAGUUCUCCUUCUUGCAGGAUCAUCUGAUCCCUGUCGCCACAUCCCCGGCUGGGGACUAUAGUCUUAAUUUUUCCAUAUCUCCUGGUCUUGCUGGUUACAACAGGGGGACCCUUCAGUCCAAUUCACCAUCUCAGUUACCUCACCACCAUCUACAAAGGUUUGCACCUUCUGCUGUAGAUGGACCAAAUAUACCCUUUUUGUUUGGCACAGCCCCAUCCCCGGAGAACCAGUUCUCCUCUGGUUUCGAUGCCCGUCUCCAGCUAUGCUAUGGCGAUGGCUUCAAGCACUCAUCAGACUUGAAGGGGAAAGGGAAGAGCUGAAGGAUGCUAAGGAAGUGCCUGAUGCAGGAAUUCAGGACAGAUGAACAACUGUCGAAUUCAGAACCAUCUCCUCGUCGGGGCAUCUUAAAAAUCAUAUUAUUAUUUUUAUUAUGAUGAUUUUCGUUCUCAUUGGUACUGCUAUUGAGCAAUCAACCUCUUUAUUUAAAUUCUGUAUCAAUUAUCUUGUAUCGCGAUCAUUAUUAGUGUGUUGAAUGAUUUAUCAUCAUAAUACUGUUUGAGGGGCAGCUUUGUUGUUAUAAUAUCAAAAAGCAGAAAAAGGUUUGAUAGAACCCAAA
Molecule: messenger RNA, 2372 nt
Organism: Dioscorea cayenensis subsp. rotundata (Guinea yam)
Lineage: Eukaryota; Viridiplantae; Streptophyta; Magnoliopsida; Dioscoreales; Dioscoreaceae
Product: transcription factor TCP2-like
Exons: 3
Coding region: 709-2076 (455 amino acids)
Biological process (GO): regulation of secondary shoot formation
Cellular component (GO): nucleus
Molecular function (GO): DNA-binding transcription factor activity; sequence-specific DNA binding
Source: RefSeq, a predicted model, not a curated record